This is a messenger RNA of Monoraphidium neglectum, 870 nucleotides long. RefSeq names its product enoyl-CoA hydratase. Gene Ontology annotation, molecular function: enoyl-CoA hydratase activity. The coding region runs from base 1 to 870 and encodes 289 amino acids. The record is from RefSeq and is a predicted model, not a curated record. Gene Ontology annotation, biological process: fatty acid beta-oxidation. The transcript has 7 exons. NCBI's taxonomy places the organism in Eukaryota, Viridiplantae, Chlorophyta, Chlorophyceae, Sphaeropleales, Selenastraceae. Gene Ontology annotation, cellular component: mitochondrion.
AUGGCUGCCAAACAGCCGCUCAUCAGCGUGGAGCCGGUGCCGCCGUUGGCUUGCGGCCAAGAUGCCGGCGGCGUGACAGGGGAUGGCGACAGCGGCGUGCGCCUGCUGCGAUUGAACAAUACUCAGGGCUCCCUCAACAGCCUGACCCUGGACAUGGCCGCAGCAUUCAAGGAGGUGGCAGACCAGCUGGUGCUGGACCAAGGCCUGCGUGCGCUGGUCAUCACCGGCGAGGGCCGUGCCUUCUCUGCUGGCGGCGACUUUGGGUUCAUUGAGGACCGCAUACAGGGGGAGGUGGAGGACAACUUCCGGGUGUUGAGCGGUUUCUACACCACCUUCCUGGCGCUGCGGAAGCUGCCCGUCCCCACCAUAGCCGCCAUCAACGGCCCCGCCGUCGGGGGCGGCAUGGGGCUGGCCAUGGCUGCCGACAUGCGCAUCGCCGCGUCGACGGCAAAGCUGUCGUUCAACUCUGUCAAGCUGGGGCUGACGCCGGGCAUGGCGUCGACCUGUGUCCUGCCGGCCGCGACCAGCCACCAGGUCGCGUGCCGCCUGCUGCUGACCGGUGACCUCAUCACCGCACAGGAGGCACUGGAGCUGGGUCUGGUGCUGCAGGUCACCGAGCCCGACAAGCUGCUGGGCGCGGCGCAGCAGCUGGCAGGGCGCAUCGCCACCGCGUCCCCGUCCGCCGUGGCCACGACGCUGCGCAUGCUGCGGGGGCGGCUGCCCUGGGAGCAGCUGGAGGGGGCGGCCCUGGAGGAGGCGCGGCUGCAGGCCACCUUCUUCAAGCAGCCUGACUGCCGCGAGGGGGUUGACUCGGUCAAGGGCAAGCGGCCGGCGCGGUUCGGGCCAAUUGAGCGGCCAGCGACUACUUGA